UUGCAGAGCUAUAGUCUAGAGUUAUGGCCAAGCCCAUCUCUGCUAGCAGACCCAGUGGAACCAAAAAAUCCAGAGUACAGGCCAUUGAAGGUCAGGAGGCACUUUAACCAUGCCAAGUUGCUGUACAGGGUAUCUCAGACCGUCGAAGACCCAGCCUGGGAGACCAGCCUACUGGCUCUCCUUGUUCACUCUGCCUACCUUGUCACCCCCUUUCACUGUGCUGACCUAGGAAUCACCAUUCAGGUAAAUAGAGCGUUUGUGCCCAGGAGGAAAGUGAGUCCUUAAACACAGUGUACAGGCCAGAUUGAAGGAGAAAUGGGCCUAGUUGGAAUGGUGAGGCUGACAGAAACCAGGAAGCCUGUUGUCCCUGGGAAUAAUCCAGAUGUGAACCACUGGCAUUGCCAGGACCUGGAGACUGUGGCCAGGUUCCCAGGUAUAGACCGCAUUUUCACCGAUGCUGACUUCCAAAGCACAGUCUUUGAAGGACCCAUUGGAGGGCAGACCAGAGUCACUCUGGAGAACGAGCCCAUGCAGUAUGUUGUCACCUGGUACAGACUCUGUGCAGCCAUGUCAUACCUGUGUAUAAGAAAUUCCUGUCUCUGGAGUUCCUGCUCUGCACAGUGGAUUAAUAUCCAGCUUGUCUCUCUGGAGGCGAUGGUUUGAUCCCUGGCCUAGCACAGUGGGUUAGGGAUCCAUUGUUGCUACAUCUUUGGCUUAGGUCACAUCUCAGCCCAGGAACUUCCAUAUGCUGUGGGUGUGGCUGAAGGGGGAUAAAAAGAUUUCAAAAAGAAGGAAGGAAGAGAAAGAAAGAAAGGGAGAGGGGGAGAGAGGGAGGGAAGGAAGGAAGAAAGGAAGAAAGAAAAAGAAAUUCCUUCCGUGGGCUCCUAGUGUGUGAAGAGAUUAGCCGAUGUAGCCCUGUUCCUGAAUAAUUAAGAGUCACAGAGUAAACCUUUCAGGAGCUUUGGUUUUAUGCUGGAUCACCUGCUGUUGGUAUAAAUAAAUCUCUACACUUCAAAAAAAGCAGCUAUUUGAGAUAUUUUGAUAAAGCACAUUAUUCUUCUGUCAUCGUCCCCCCUCAAUAAUGAAGGCAACUCAAAACUCUAAAGCUGUGCAAGAAAAGGUACAAAUAAGAUACAAAUUCAAAUGUGGUAUGAUUUUGAUCAACCUACAGUGUUUAAGAAAAGAGAAUGUAUUUUCUCUUUGUGUUGGGAAUAUUAUCUUAUGUGUUGCUCAGGUAUUGUGAAACUGAAACAAGAGAAAGAAAUGUUAUUCUUUGACACUGCAUGGGUCUGCUGUGAAUACUAUUUACAGUUAUGUUGAUAAAACUGUAGUUUAUUGGUUUUCAAAUUUAUAUCUAGAGAUAAAGUUAUGAAAAACUUCAUUGGGGUCACAGAUGAGAAUGUGAAAUGUUAAAAGCCUUCAUGAUAUAAGACUCAAGGUAUAGCUAUCAGGGUAGAAAGAGGUGGGGGUGAGAGAAACGAUGAAAGUGAAGUUAGUAGAGUUACUUAUUUUACACGUUAAGGGGUAAAUUCUAUUAAUUGACUCAUGUUCAUUAAGAUAUACAAGUGUGAGUAUGUUAUUUAAAAUUGGAUGUGGAGUUCCCUGGUGGCCUAGUGGCUAAAUUCUUAGCCUUGUAGCUGGAAUUACUGCUGUGGCUGGGGUUUGAUCCCUGGCCUAGGAACUUCCACAUGCCACAAGGGUGGCCAAAAAAUUACAGAUGUGACCAAGAGAAGAAAGAGAUAUAAUGUAGCUUACCAAACAUUCAAAUUAAAAAGGUAGAGGGUAGUGUAAGAGAACUGGAGCCUCAUCCUUCAUAGCUGGGAGUUAGAUGUUUAGGGUGCCAAAUCUAGAAAUAGAGGGGAUGAGCAUUUUGAAUUAUGGAAGAAGAGCUUGCCAUUGGUCACAUUUGUUGUUCUCUUAUUUUUCUGGCAAUUUCUUAGUGGGUUCCUUCUCCAUUCAUUAAAAUGUUGAUAUUUUCCAGGGAUCAGGUCAUGGCCUCUGUCUCACAUGGCACACGUACACUCAGUUCAUUCACAUAAAUGGCUUCAACAACCACCUGUGGAAAUUGAGUCCCAAAUCUCUUAUCUCUAAUCUGAUUGUAAUCCUGUUUGCAAGAUCUGUAUCUUCAGACAUUUCUUUCUCCAUGUCUCAGUAGCACUUUAAAUUUAACAUGUCCAAAUAGAAAUAGUUAUCUUACUCAUGAAAUGUUUUGGUAUUCCUUUAUUUGUUUUUUAAUAGCUUUAUUGAAAUACCAUUUAUAUAUCAUAAAAUUUACAUAUUUAGCUCUAUCUGUGACUCUUACCAAAUUUGUAGCCACCUCAACAAUCCAAUUUUAGAACAUUUCCAUCAUUAGACAAAAGAUCCUUUAUGCUGUUGGCAUCACUUCCUAGCCCCAGUCCCAAGCAGUCAUUAAUCUGUUCCUAUCUUUAUUGAUUUGCCUUUUCUAAAGAUUUCAUAUAAAUGGAAUCAUACAAAAUGGGGUUUUUGUGACUGACUUCUUUCACCUAGCAUGUUUUUGAAGUUUGUUCAUGUUGGAACAUGAACUAAUACUUCAUUCUUUUUUAUUGCUGAGUAGAAUUCCACUGCAUGGCUGUACCACAUUUUGUUUAUCUGUUCAUUAGUUGAUGGACAUUUAAGUUGUUUUCUAGUUUGCGGCAUUAUGACUGAAGCUCUAAACAUUCCUUUCAUGUCUUUGUGUAGCCCUGUAUUUCCAUUUCUCUUGUGUGCAUUUAUGGCACAUUAAUGUUUAACCUUCUAAGAAGCUAUCAAAUUAUUCUCCAAAAUGACUGCACCAUUUUAGUCACACUGACAAUGUAUGAGGGUUCCAUUUUCUCUUUGUUGUUUUUAUUAUAGCCAUUCCAGUAAGGUGUGGCAUGGUGCAUCCUUGUGGUUUUCAUGUACAUUUCCCUAGUGGAUGCUUGGCAGCCAUGAUUUUUCUUUCUUUUGUACCUUGCCUUCCCAUUCUCUGAGUGUAUAAAUACAUCUUUAAUUUAUUUUUUUGAAGUUUUAUUGAUGUGUAGUUGAUUUAAAAUGUUGUGAUAAUUUCUGCUGUACAACAAAGUAAUUCAGUUAUACAUAUACACACAUCAAUUUCUUUUUCAGAUUCUAUGAUCACCGAACAUCUUUAAGUAUAUCUUUAAUUCUCUCCUUUAUCCUCAUUCCCAUUGCUUUAUUUCUUGGCUAUUCUUGAUUGUUAAAAUGGCCUCCAAACCAUUUUCUCUGCUACCAGUUCUUCUGCAGGUUGCAGUCUAUUUUCCACACUACUGUCAAAAUGAACUUUCUAAAAUGCAGAUGCGGUCAUGUCACUCCUUUGCUAAAAACAUUUCAAAGGGUCUCCACUGCUUUUAAGUCUACUAUCUGGACCCUACUUAUUUUAUAAGAUCUAUUCUUGCCACUCUUUGUCCCACCAUCCCAUCCUAGAAUCCACAAACACUCCACACACAUACCCUGCACACAUCCUGAUGUGCAAUUAUCUGAAUACAUUAGGAUUUUCUUUCUUCUGUGCCUUUGAAAUGCUGUUACCUCUGUCUGGAAUGUUAAUCUCUGUUUACAAACUCUUACUCAUUCUUCAAGGCUGAGCACAAAUAAAACUCCCUCUUGGAAUCUUUCUUUGAUUUUCCUAGAUAGUUAAGCUUUGUUUGUAUAUAUGUUAAUGUGGUAACAUAAAUAGGUGUCUUUGAGAGUACUUUAGGUUGAAUUGCAUGAAAUUGUUAUUUUUGUAAGUCCAAAUAUGAUUUAUGUGUCAGCCUAAAACAUUUUUAUAAUUACUUGUUUAUGUGUCUGUCAUUUGUUAACAGUAGUAUGCCCUUUAUUACAUAUUUGUUGAUAGAUGAUUGAACAAUAAAUUAUUCUUAAGGACCAUAGCUUUCAAAGUGAAAGGUUACCUUGGAAUUCCUGUCGUGGCACAGCAGAAAUAAAUCCGACUAGGAACCAUGAGGUUGCGGGUU
This is a messenger RNA of Sus scrofa (pig), 3947 nucleotides long. The record is from RefSeq and is a predicted model, not a curated record. Lineage: Eukaryota; Metazoa; Chordata; Mammalia; Artiodactyla; Suidae.